AAGAAAGUCUCUUCUUAGCAAAAAUCGAGUUUAGGCUGAAACUAGGCGGUUUACUAGAGUAGAUUUAAUGUUGUUUUGGACCGUGUGUUUGUUUAAUGAUUCCAUAAAGUAAAUGGGAAGUUUUUCAUGCACACAACAGUAUGUCUGUCGGUUUCAUAAUGAUACGAUAGUAUACCCGCUCAACUGCUUACCACACAUAAUUAAGCGCUUAAAUUAUUAAUACUGCUGGUUGGAAAAAGCGCCUAUUGUCCCUUGACAAUCGGGUAUAAAUAUUAAAAUUCUCUCCUGACAAAAGCCUACAAAAGAGAAUAUCAUCGUGACACGCAGUGCAUUAUCCUUAAAGGGGCCUUUUCACAGAUUUUGGCAUUUUUUAACUUAUUCAUUAAAUUCUUUAUAUUGAUAAAUGUAAACAUUGGAUCGUAAAAGCUCCAGUAAAAAAUCAAGAAUAAAAUUAAAAAAAGGAAAAGAACAUUGCCCGGAGCAGGUUUCGAACCAGUGACCCCUGGAGUCCUGCCAGAGUCCUGAAGUAAAAACGCUUUAGCCUACUGAGCUAUUCCGCCGAGUAUACUUACUUAACGUAUUGUAUACCUUAGCAAUAUUCGUAGUUUCACAAAAUUUAACGACAAAAACAGAACUCUCCAAAUUAUUCAAUCGUUUCGCGUUGCAACGCUUUAUAAUUUUUAGGUUUAAAAAUCGUCAAAAGAUGCAUAUAAUGGCUAUAUUAGACCAUGGUAAAUGUUCAGUAUUACUGUUACCUCACAAAUAUCAUAACUAAAACGAAAAUUUGCGAAUCUGAAACAACUUUUUCAAUUUUGUCAAUUUACCAAAGCGUGAAAAGAUCCCUUUAAUACCGUUUACAAUACUCGGACUACCAUAAACCAGAUAAUUGAAAAGCGUUUUUACUCUUUUCUAUGUUCAUUCACAAGAGCGGGACGUGACGGCCCGGAUAAUUCGAUUUUCCAUACGCAAUUCUGUGUACACCCGAAUACACCUAUAACUACCUACAUUCCUCUACUAAAGAGCCUAUAUUUAUUAUUAUAAAAUCUCGCCCAGUGCGAAACGGAUUGUCGUAUGUUAUAGCUUUAUAAUUUACCAGUGAAGCGUGUACCCACAGCUAACCACCGAGUUUAUUUAAAAUACUACUUUGCCCACUUACGUGCCUACUAUUCGCUUUGACCGCUUUGGGACGUUGACAGUGGUUAAAUACCAGCUAUUUUCAAGCAUAAAACUAGUGUCGGACGAAAGUACAUCUGUUUCGGAACUCGCUGAAUUCCAGGCUGAUUGCGUUUCUAGAAGUGAAUACUCAACACGAGUAUCGAUCUGGAUUAUUGAAAUGUAUCUUGACGUGUUUUGUGGGCAGUUUAACUAUUGGAAUUAAUUUGUGGAGCCAUUGGCGGUGCACCUAUGUAUGCAGCGAUGUUUCGUAUGAAAUAUUAGUUCCUGUCGACAUACCAGACGGUCAGCGUAUGACAUAUGUUGACAACAACAACAAAUAUUCAUUAUGUGACUUGUGCUACCGAGUGUCUGUAAAAAAAUUCGAAUGUAUUAAUUAUUCUAUAAUGAACUAUCCAAAGACUGGAAUGUACAUGUCGACCUAAUUUUUAUAACGAACACGAUACCUGUCACAUAACAAUAGUUUUCAUCUGGGAUCAAGCUUAGAUACACCCUACACGAAAAAUACAUUUUCUUGCAAACGGACCUAAGCAUAUGGAAUAACACAGGAAAACCAAUAUAGCAAGCGAAGCACGAAAGAAUGUGCUUUAGUCGAUAAAGUCGUUGAAUUAUGAAACUGAUCAAACUUGUUUAACCACUGGAACAAUAUUUUAAUGGAUCACGUACGUUAUUACCACGAAAUUAGAGUUCUAUUAAUAUACUGUUGAAUCUGAUACCUGUUGAGAAAAGCAAACGGGAUUUCACGAAAAUACUAAAGGUAUUUAUUUGUUUACCCGUGUGUGUCAACAUGGAUCCUAACAGGAAUUUUUACUCCAAUAUGGAUUUAAGUAGUUCGGGGGAUUUUCAAUCCCCCCUUAAUAUGCAGUCGAUACAGAACAUGACGCCGGAGCAGAUCAUGCUAUUGAAGCAGAUUAACGCUCAGAAGAUACAGGCUCUGCAGUUGCAGCUAGCGCAGACGACCCUACAGAACUCAAAUGCCGGACUGCCGGGACUUGAUCCGUACGUGUCAAACUUCCAAGCGUCAUCUAUGAGUCCCCCGGCGUCCGUUUACGCUCCUAUGGGCCAUAUGUACAGGUCCCAUGUGCCGGCUAACGAUCAAGGUCACGUUUACUCCAUGAUGCCGACGACUGCCGCGAUGCCUCUGCUCAGAUCGCCUAUAACACAUGUACCGGUCAAUUCUCCCCUGAACGUCAGCAUUAAUGGCCCCGUGCCAAUGACACAGAAUGUGCCAAGUUCGGUUGUAAGCGAGGAUUAUAAUCACAUGGCUUAUCCUAAUACGUCGAUGAAUAUCAAUACAAUGACCAACCACUCUCAUAAUCAAACGACUCGGUUUAACAAUGUACCUGACAGCCUUCCUUUGCACAAUGUCAAUCGACCAAAAGACUCCAGUUUUUCUAGCAGCAACUAUAGUUCCUCGGCGGCGUCGACACCGCAGGAUUCCCCGGGAGUUCCGAAGAAACCAAGUCAUCCAACCGACGUACCCAAUGGCUCACGUUACGCGGGUGAACGCCCAAGACAACGCGUCUCCUCACCGCCGCCUAUUAAACCCCCGUCACGUAAAAGCAGCACCUCGUCCGCGUCGAUACCAGGUUCUCCGGGCAGUUCCGGUCCUAUGUCGCCCGAUGGCGGAAUCUGGGCUGAUCUAUCCGAACAACUGUCGCCUAACGGGUCCCCGAGGAAAAUGAACGGUGAUGCUAGACAGGCGCAAAUAAAAAACAAACCUCUAAAAAUGGAAACUCGGUACCCGCAAGACAAGUGCUAUACCUGUUUGAAAAAGGUCUAUCCGAUGGAAAAACUGGGACCCGUCAAGGGCGUUGUGUACCAUAAAACGUGUUUUAAAUGCAAAAAUUGCAAUACCAAUCUUACGCUAAAAAACUUCACACAUAGUCAGAUAGACUCGUUCGAUUUGUCAGUGUACUGCAAAUCUCAUCAGCCCCUUUCCUCGGAGAAGGGAACGAAACUUGAUACACAGAGCUUUGAGAUCAAAUCUGCGCUGCAGGCGCCAAAGAAAGAUGUGAUCGCUGGGGAGGCCAACAAGGUGCCCGUUCACACGUACAGUUAUGACGUCAUGUGUCGCCAGAUCGAGCACGCGCGAACUGCGCCGGUAGCGGAUCUUAAGUCAGGGGUGAAAGCGAGGUCAAACGCAUGGGAUAAAACAAACAGGGACCAAUACACGGAAUUCCCUUCCAGUGUUGUUAAACACGAUACCCCAGUGGCGGAAUAUCACGAAGACGAAUACAAUAGAUAUAAGAUUGAAACUGAGCCGGAUUAUACGUGACGUCAGUGUGUGUGUGUUGAACAGAAUAAAAUGUCUGGUAACUGUCCGCUAUGGUGUUAGUCUGUGAAUUAAUCACAAGGUCAAAAAUCAAAAUGUCAUGCUUAUCAAACUUUAAUCUUUAUAAUUAUUCCAUUUCUUUAAAACGGGUAUGGUGAUACUUUAAAACGAAUUUGUCUUGCCAGGGCCUUACUCGUAAAGCUGUGGCGAAAAUGUUUACGGUAACUUGGUUGGCGUAAGAUUACGUGUGUAUCAUUAUAUGAGCCUUGUUCUGACAAAACUGGGCUUAAUGCAUGUGCGUAAAAAUCCAAUUAAGGCGGAAAGUGUCGUCCCUUAUUAGCCUGUGCGGACUGCACAGGCUAAUUUGGGACGACACUUUCAGCAUAAAUUGGAUUUUUGCUAAGAAGAGACUUCAUUUAAACGAAAAAUGUCAUUAAAGCGGAAAGUGUCAUCCCUGAUUAGCCUGUGUGGACUGCGCAGGCUAAUCUGGGACGACACUUUACGCACAUGCAUUAAGCCCAGUUUUCUUAGAACAAGGCUCAUAUAUUCGCCGUAUAACGUUAUAAUUCAAAUAACUUUUCAAGGAUAGUGCACGUGGAGAGUAGCCUUUGUGUGUCCUAUAAAUCGGGCAACGCAUUACUAUCUAUGUUUUUUUUGCACGACAUAACCAAAUAUCUUUGCAACAAGUCUUUAGAUAAUUUUGGAUUUUUUGGUUAUUAUGUACACAUAUAUACGCUUUCUGUAUGUACUUAUCAAGUAGUUUGUGAUAUAACUGAUUAUACGUGAUAUUACCGGUAUAUAUCUUACAUUGUACAAAUGAACGUGAUAUUAUUGAUUGGUGUGAGACUGAACUAAUAAAUGUCUUUGGACAUUAUUAUAUCGACCAUAUAAUUUGUAAUGUCUUUCUUAUACUAUAUUAUAAUAAUCUGCGCGUAAAACCGCAUGAUUUAUCACAUCUAUUUCUGAGUGUAUUUUGCUGGUAUUUUAUACUAUUUUAAAGUUACACGUGUUAAGUAAAUAGCGCAAUCCCACCCACUAUAAUAAACCCCAUAUCAGUACAUUUUAUAAAUAAAGAAGGAUAGUAUAUGAUAAAAUAUUAAUUUUCUUUCAUAAAAAUAGUUAUGUUGAUAACGUAUACUACUUUUUUCUUAUUAUCUCACAUGUGCACAACUUGCUUAUAGUGAGUUUUUUUUUGUGGUUGCCUUUUGAACAUCGUUCGUCAACAAUUUCAUAUAAACGACAUCUCAUUCUGGGCUUGUAUUCACCAAACGAUUGGAAUAUUCAAGCCUUCUUAUAUUUUGAGUCAAAUUUGGUAUUUACUGCCUCUCUCUGCAUAAUUCUUCAUUCAUUUCAUUCAUUAUGAUAUGGACAUUAAUACCAUUGUUUGUCUGUAUAUUUAUUAUAUACUUAAGUCAAUAUUCUGACUCAACUGCACAAAAAUAAUUCCCGUAUUAUGCUACUCGCUAGUUUUCCAAUUCCGUAUUACCAUACUAGCCGGGCUACUUUUAAUGACGUCACUUUGAAUGCAGAACAUUAUAAGGGCAUUCUUUCUUAAUUAUGAACGCUUAAACUCAUUUUUGUAAUUAAAUGAUUCAAAGUUGUAUAUAAUAAAAGGAAUAUUACGCUAGUCAAGUGUCCCAUGUGUUUGUAUCAGUCUUGUGGCUUGCGCUAUUUCGUAUGUCACCCGAGGAUCCGCCUCUCGUAAGAUACGUCAUCACACAAGCCACUCGACUGAUACAAGCACGAGGAACAAUUGACUAGCGUAAUAUUCCGUAUAUAUUGAAACGCUAGGCGUUUUUUUUCCGUUCUAUGUCUAGUCUGUAUCCGUAAGUCUUUGAAUGGGUUGGUUAAAACGGGCCCAUAACCGCUUGUGUAUGGUCACUUAAACGUACAGGAAUGAUCAUUGGGUGUCCAUUUUUGUUCUUGCAAUUAUUCCUGUUUGCUUCGUGUGUAGGUCGCCAGAGCUAUGAAUAUAUUAUAUAAGAGAAAAAACAACAUUGUGAAAACCAGUCGUGAUAAACAAUAACAAGAAGUUAACAUUGUAACAUUUUCGAGUGAUUUUUCUACAGUUUUGUUUUGAUUACUCAUUUCGGUCAACACUUGCCACGAUCCAAUGAAAACAUUGUUUGUGUAGACUCAUUAAGGUUGUGUUUUUUUUAUUUAUUUCUUGAAAAUACCAGUUGUUAAAUUUGGAAUAUAGCAUCGGAGAUUGGUUUUAUACAGCGUUUGUUUAAAUGAUGCACCUGUGGUCAUAACUGCUCAGUCUAUUGUUGCAAUAUCGACGUUGUGAAGCGCACUGACUUAAAUGUUUAUAACACCGUAUCAUUUAUGGUUCGCUACACAUGGUCAAAUAAUGCCAAUUAAGUUAAAGUCACGCCCUGAUAGUCACGUGGUUUAUUUACAAUUCAUCAACAAAAUCUUUUUUUAAAUUGUAUUUCUCAGGUGAGCGAUCUAGGGCCAUCUAUGGCCUUGUGUUUAUAAGUUGUAGUUUUUUUUGCAAUGUUACACAAAUACAAAAAAGUUGCACUGUAAUCUAUGUAAAUCGAAAUAAAUAACGUUUCUUUGAAGACAAUGUUGGGAAGCCUACUUGCUCAAGAAAUUUACUGGAAAAAAGCGUGUUUUUAGUGUUAAUAGCCCUAUAUACGUGUAUCACAUGUGUCUUGAAAUGUAUCGUUUAUAUUGUUUAAACUAUAUGUGUUUGAUAUUAUUCUAUAUUUACACCAAAUCGUGUCUUUAUU
This is a messenger RNA of Dreissena polymorpha, 6186 nucleotides long. RefSeq lists its product as uncharacterized. The record is from RefSeq and is a predicted model, not a curated record. Gene Ontology annotation, biological process: actin filament bundle assembly. The transcript has a single exon. Gene Ontology annotation, molecular function: actin filament binding. Bases 1961 to 3451 code for a protein of 496 amino acids. Gene Ontology annotation, cellular component: plasma membrane; actin cytoskeleton. NCBI's taxonomy places the organism in Eukaryota, Metazoa, Mollusca, Bivalvia, Myida, Dreissenidae.